This is a messenger RNA of Bombus terrestris (buff-tailed bumblebee), 2753 nucleotides long. Its product is annotated as sodium-independent sulfate anion transporter. The record is from RefSeq and is a predicted model, not a curated record. The coding region runs from base 634 to 2646 and encodes 670 amino acids. Gene Ontology annotation, molecular function: sulfate transmembrane transporter activity. The transcript is spliced from 11 exons. Gene Ontology annotation, biological process: transmembrane transport. Gene Ontology annotation, cellular component: membrane. NCBI's taxonomy places the organism in Eukaryota, Metazoa, Arthropoda, Insecta, Hymenoptera, Apidae.
GUUCCCCUCAGAGACACACGGUUUACAACGUUCGAACGUUUAUAAAGAUUUCUGUUCGAUUCGCAUCGAAACACAUCGACCAAUUCAGCGAAAACAUACCAGUAUUACUUUCUCGAUCAAACGGUAACCUAAAUUUUUCACGGAACGCGCAGCUCUUUUACCUAUUUACUUUUGUUAAUAAUCUGAAACGAAUUUUUCGAGUGUUUCUUAUACGGUGGCGAUCGCACGUGGUGAAAAUUUCUCGCUGAAUUUCUCGCGAUCGUAGCGUUCAGUUUUUGCGUGGAAGCUGUAAAACUGUGCACAGAAACACAUUUGACGCGACGCCAGUGAACUCUUCGCGAGUAUUCUCGGAAAAGAAGAGAAAAAAGAAACAGAACGAUCGUGGCGUUCGCAGGGAAAACAACACGCCUGUGGACACGCUACUGGUCAUGAUGGCUUUAGGAAUUACAAUUACCGUGGUUCACUGUUGGCUGUGAUGUGACAUUGAUACAAGGGUCGCCACACGUACGAACUCAACAAUGGAGUGUCUUUGAGCACCACUCGUGCAAUUCAGCUUCCCUUAUACAUCGAUAUCUGCCGGAGAAAUCAUAAAAUUGGCGAACUCUCUUCAGCAUAGAAAAACUACUCGCAAACAUGUCCAGGUAUAGCGUCCAAGAGUACGACCUCGAAACUGGAAAGCAAGUCCGGUUAACCGGAUACAGCAAUGCUGCCUUCGAAGAUCCAUUUCGAAGCAACAACAACGAUUUUGAUCAGACUGCUGAACUAGAAAACAGGCUUAGCAAUGUCCACGUCUCGAGCCAGGAUGACAAAGAUAUGAAUAAUGAUGUUCCACAAAAUCGCGAAAAAGGUUUCUUAUGCUCCCUAGAAAGGAAGUGGUUAUAUCAACGAAUCAAAAGAUCCUGCAGGAAAAAGUUACUUUACAAAAGAAUACCUAUAGCAGCAUGGAUACCAAAGUAUCGCAAGGACUACAUAGUAAGUGAUCUUGUUGCCGGUAUUACCGUAGGCCUUACCGUUAUACCGCAGGCAAUAGCUUAUGCGAACGUCGCAGGACUUCCUUUGCAGUAUGGUUUGUAUUCGUCUUUCAUGGCGUGCUUCGUGUACACCAUCUUCGGAUCCUGUAAAGACGUUCCAGUUGGACCGACCGCGAUCAUCGCAAUAUUAACCAGAGAAACAUUACAGAAAUCUGAUCUAGAACCUGACUUUGCGGUUCUUUUAACUCUCAUCUCUGGUUGUAUCUGUUUUUUUAUGGGAAUUUUACAUUUAGGCUUUUUAUUGGAUUUUAUAUCAGGACCAGUUUCGGUCGGUUUCACAUCAGCAGCGGCAAUUAUUAUAGCUACUAGCCAAGUAAAAGAUAUUCUAGGCAUUCAUAUCGGUGGUAGUAAAUUCGUCGAAGUAUGGCAAAAUAUAUUUGAAAAAAUUGGAGAGACGAAGCUCUGGGAUACUGCAUUGGGCAUCUCGUGUAUAAUUAUCCUUCUUCUUCUCAGAAAAAUCAAAGACAUACCGUUUAUGAAAAAGGCUGCAAAAAUGUCAUCAAGAGCACAAGUAAUUAUGCAAAAAUCACUCUGGUUGCUGUCUACGGCGCGAAAUAUUCUCGUGGUCCUCGUGUGCGGUGUUAUGUGCUGGCUUUUAGAAAGUCACUUAGGUUCUUCGCCUGUUAGACUGACUGGCCACGUUAAACAAGGACUUCCGGAAUUUCGGCUACCACCAUUUCAAACUUACCACAAGAACGAAACGUACGACUUCGUCGACAUGGUUUCUGCCCUCGGCUCUGGAUGUCUAGUCGUUCCUUUGUUGAGCCUCUUGGAAACCAUUUCCAUUGCCAAAGUUUUUAAUGAAGGUAAACCAAUCGAUGCAACUCAAGAAAUGUUGGCUUUGGGUGUGUGCAACGUUGUGUCGGCUUUCGUUUCUUCAAUGCCCGUCAGCGGUGGCCUCAGCCGAGGUGCAGUAAACCAUUCCUCUGGAGUAAAGACAACUCUCGGCGGUAUCUAUACUGGCCUUCUAGUACUCGUGUCGCUUCAGUUCCUCACCCCAUACUUAUACUUUAUUCCUAACGCCGCCCUUGCUGCAAUCAUCAUCGCGGCGGUCAUCUUUAUGGUGGAAUUACACGUGAUCAAGCCUAUAUGGCGAACAAAAAAAAUUGAUCUCAUACCAGCAAUAGCUACGUUUCUAUGCUGUCUUUUUAUAAGACUUGAGAUAGGUAUAGUGAUUGGUAUCGGUAUAAACGUUCUGUUCCUACUUUACGCUUCAGCGAGGCCGUCGUUAAGAGUUCAUAAAGAUACAAGUAUUAACGGCUGUGAAUAUCUUGUCAUAACGCCUGACAGAAGUCUCGUUUUCCCGAGCGUUGAAUAUGUGCGAGCUGUAAUUAGUAAGCAAGGUACAAAACAGGGAACCGCAGUACCUGUUGUCAUAGAUUCUACGCAUAUUCAAGCAGCAGAUUUUACAGCCGCGAAGGGAAUUAAAAGUUUGACGGAAGAUUUUUCUAAACGUGGACAGCCUUUAAUUUUCCAUAAUUUGAAACCAAGUAUUAUAGAAAUUUUCAAAGGUGUAAAACCUUCUGGUUUGAGGUGUAGCUCUAGCGAACUUGAACUUAAUGACUGUUUGAAAGAAUUUUCAAAUAUUUCGUCGGCUUCUAUGAAUAGAUACUGACAAUAUUUAGACUUCUAUAAAUUCCGUCCCGGAAGUACUCUUUCUUUAGUUUAUAUGUAUCAGUAUUAUAAUAAAACGAAGAUGGUCAAUAUGUUAGACAAUAUUAU